This is a messenger RNA of Perca flavescens (yellow perch), 12306 nucleotides long. RefSeq names its product cadherin, EGF LAG seven-pass G-type receptor 3 (gene celsr3). The record is from RefSeq and is a predicted model, not a curated record. Gene Ontology annotation, cellular component: plasma membrane. Gene Ontology annotation, molecular function: calcium ion binding; G protein-coupled receptor activity. The transcript is spliced from 39 exons. NCBI's taxonomy places the organism in Eukaryota, Metazoa, Chordata, Actinopteri, Perciformes, Percidae. Bases 1 to 10791 code for a protein of 3596 amino acids. Gene Ontology annotation, biological process: homophilic cell-cell adhesion; cell surface receptor signaling pathway; G protein-coupled receptor signaling pathway.
AUGGCUGUACCGCUACCGGGCUUCACCCCGCUCCUGCUCUCGUCUCUGGCACUCCACCUGCUUCUCCUCGGCCCUUUGUUCGCUCUCGCCCCGGGGACGGUGAAUACAGGAGGGGCUUCCAUCCGCUGGAUCCCGGGCCUCUGUUACCGAGACGCCGGUAAAGUGAGCCAGCAGCAACAGCAGCAGCGCGAGGAAGCAGGGGAGUUGCCGAGGGGCAGCUGGAAUCUACGCCCUAGCAGGUGGACCGUAGAGCGGAUACAGACUGAGGGAUGCUCUGGAGUGCAGCGCGCAGAGAGGACGCUGGGAAGAUAUCACCAGGAUGGGGCGAGGGGGACACGGAAGGAGGGACUGAAAGGAGUCGGGACGUUUUGGAGGAGUGGAAACGGCCCUACGGCACCAUCGUCACCUCCACCUCCUCUUCACCCAGGUAUUAGGAGCAGGUCGAGCUCUGAUGGCGUCGGCGCAGGACAGGGAGUGGAGAGAGGGGGGAUUACGAGGAAGGGCGUUGUUUUUCCUCCCGCUUCACCUGCUUUCACCUCCUCGCCGGUUCAAAACGGCAAGAAACGGGCAGUACAAAGGACUAGAGCGUGCGCGCAACGGUGGCCGGCGUCGAGGCCACACCUCGCCAAACGUGGCGCCGCUAGAGCCUUUGUGCACGCCUCUGGCCUGUGCAGGGCACCCGGAAGUGGAGAGAUGAGAGGGGGAGAGGUGCGGGAGAGGGCUCGUGAGACCGGCAACACAGAUACAAUUCAGCCACAUCCAGUUUACAGGAACAGCAACAAAAAAAAGGCUUGGGAUGCUGAUGGGAGCUCAGCCAACGUGGACAGGAGGGCUGCCACGUCUCACUCUGUAACAGCAACCAAAGCACGUGCUGUCACUCAGCCUGAUGACACCACAGCAGAACACCUCUCGUUUUUCUCAGAAAUUAACCUGACCACAUGGCAGGGUGACUCCUCAACUUCUGUGGACAUGGUUUCAGCACGACGGACAGCUCCCCCAGACUCUCAGCGCGUGUUCAUGUGGAUCAAAUUCAACAGCAACAGCAAUAACAACAACGAAGAGGAGGGGAGCAAGGAGACAAAUGGAUAUAGUCGUGAAUCUAAAAUAGAAAAAUCGCCGUGGCAUGGUCAGACACAGCAACCAGACCUGUGGGAGACCACACUGCCAGAGAUGGUCAAGGCAGGGUGCGCUGACAGCAUUUACACCGACUGUACAGCCACCGAGCAGGGGGACCAGCAUAUGCAAUUAAAUCCCGGUAAGCAAGUGCCAUUAGAGCCCGAAGGUGUCAGACAGUCAGAUAGGCGGCAGAUGGGGGGCGAGGGAGAAAGGGAGAGGGAUGCAGAAAGGGAGGGAGAGGGCUUGGAGGGGUCCGCUGCUGUUGCUGCUGUUGUUGGGGGAGGGAAAUUACAGGUGGGGGAUGGCGAGAGAGAGGCGCGGCUGAUGGGAGGGAGAGAACCAGAGGGAGAGGAGAAAGAGGAGGAGGAGAGGGAAAAGAGAAUAACAAAGGCAAGCCAGGCAGAGGGAGGGAAGGGUCAAUAUAGGGGCAGUAGCACCACCACCAUCACACAGCCAGAUAGCGAAAUAGGGAAGAAAGAGAGCCAGGCAGAUGAAAGCCAUGAGGGAGAAAGGGGGAGGAAGAUUUUGAUGCCUUGGCCUCGCUCGCGACGUGCAGCCAACAGACAUCCCCAUUUCUCCCAGUACAACUUCCAAGUACAAGUAGCUGAGAACCAGCCACCCGGCACCUCAGUCAUUAUCAUGACCGCUUCAGACCCAGAUGCAGGAGAUGCAGGCAGGGUGAGUUACACCAUGGCUCCGCUGAUGAACAGUCGAUCAUCUGACUACUUCCACAUCCACCCAGACACAGGUCUCAUCACCUCCACUCAGAUUCUAGACAGAGAACACAUGGAUUUGCAUUACUUCCGGGUCACAGCGACGGAUCAUGGCUCCUCUCGCCUCUCUGGCACCACAAUGGUGGCCAUUACUGUUUCAGACCGGAAUGAUCACUCUCCUAUAUUUGAGCAGACAGAGUACAGGGAGACGAUCAGGGAGAACGUAGAGGAGGGGUAUCCCAUCUUACAGCUGAGAGCGACAGACUUAGACUCCCCAUCCAAUGCCAAUAUCCGUUACCGCUUUGUCGGUGACACGGCUGCAAUAGCAAGAGCGGCCUUUGAGAUUGACCCACGCUCUGGCCUCAUUACAACCCGUGGAUCGGUGGACCGGGAAACCAACGAGCACUACACUUUACAGGUGGAGGCCAGUGACCAGGGGAAGGAACCGGGGCCACGCUCCGCUACUGUUAAAGUUUUCAUUACUGUCUUGGAUGAAAAUGACAAUGUGCCACAGUUCAGUGAAAAGCGCUAUGUGGUAGCAGUGAAGGAGGAUGUACGGCCUCACUCUGAGAUCCUCCGUGUGAGUGCCACGGACCUGGACAAGGACAGUAACGCUGCUGUUCACUAUAAUAUCAUCAGUGGUAACAGCCGUGGACAGUUUUCCAUCGACAGUGUCACUGGGGAGAUCAAUGUUGUGGCGCCACUAGACUAUGAGGCAGAGCGGGAGUAUACGCUCCGUGUUCGUGCACAGGACAAUGGCCGCCCACCUCUCUCCAACAACACCGGUAUUGUCAGUGUACAGGUGACGGAUGUCAACGACAACCCACCAAUCUUUGUGUCCACACCAUUCCAGGCGUCUGUGCUUGAGAGCGCCCCAGUUGGUAGUUCCAUCCUCCACAUUCAGGCCAUUGAUACCGAUUCCGGUGAUAACGCCCGCCUGGAGUACAGGUUAACUGGCACCAGCUCUGACACACCAUUCAUUAUCAAUUCUGCAACCGGCUGGGUCACUGUGAGCUCCAUUCUUGACCGAGAAUCUGUGGAACACUAUUUCUUUGGUGUGGAGGCCAGGGAUUAUGGCAUGCCGCCUCUUUCUGCCACGGCAAGUGUUACAAUUACAGUGAUGGACGUUAAUGACAACCGCCCUGAGUUCCUCCAAAAGGAGUACUAUUCUCGCCUGAAUGAGGACGCUGUGGUUGGUACCAGCGUAGUGACUGUCACGGCUGUGGACCGGGAUGUCAACAGUGCGGUGACCUAUCAGAUUACAGGAGGAAACACCAGAAACCGCUUUGCCAUCAGCACAGCAGGAGGGGCUGGACUUCUCACAUUAGCUCUCCCAUUGGACUACAAACAGGAGCGGCGUUACGUUCUAACAGUCACUGCCUCAGACCGCACACUCCACGACACCUGUCAGGUGCACAUCAACAUCACAGAUGCCAACACGCAUCGGCCUGUAUUCCAGAGUGCCCACUACUCAGUCAGCGUGAAUGAGGACCGACCACCCGGAAGCACUGUAGUUGUGAUCAGUGCCACGGAUGAUGAUGUUGGUGAAAAUGCUCGAAUCACAUACUUCCUCGAGGACAAUAUCCCACAAUUCCGCAUCGACACCGGCACAGGGGCUAUAACACUCCAGGCAGAGCUCGACUAUGAGGACCAGAUGACCUACACUUUGGCUAUAACAGCUAAAGACAACGGCAUACCACAGAAAUCAGACACUACAUAUGUUGAGGUUAAUGUGAAUGAUGUGAACGACAACGCACCUCAGUUCCUCAGCCCCAGAUAUCAGGGAACAGUGAGCGAAGACGCCCCUCCCUUUACUAGUGUCCUCCAAAUCUCAGCCACUGACCGCGAUGCACACGCAAAUGGUCGUGUUCAGUACACCUUCCAAAAUGGUGAGGAUGGGGAUGGAGACUUUACCAUUGAGCCUACAUCUGGCAUCGUCCGAACCGUUCGCCGGUUGGACCGUGAGAGUGUGCCAUUCUAUGAGCUCACGGCUUAUGCCGUAGAUCGCGGCGUGCCCCCUCAGCGAACCCCCGUCCACAUCCAGGUGACGGUCCUGGAUGUGAACGACAAUGCCCCUGUCUUCCCUGCGGAUGACUUUGAGGUUCUAGUGAAGGAAAACAGCGCAGUGGGCUCUGUGGUAGCCCAGAUCACGGCCACUGACCCAGAUGAAGGCGCCAACGCUCAGAUCAUGUACCAAAUCGUGGAGGGCAACAUCCCUGAGAUCUUUCAGAUGGACAUCUUUUCAGGGGAACUCACUUCACUUAUUGAUCUUGACUAUGAGGCCCGCAAUGAGUAUGUCAUCGUAGUCCAGGCCACAUCAGCACCUCUUGUCAGCCGGGCCACUGCCCGGAUCCGAUUGGUGGACCAGAACGACAACCGGCCCACUCUGCAGGACUUCCAAAUCAUAUUCAACAACUUUGUGUCCAAUCGGUCCAACAGUUUCCCCAGCGGGGUAAUUGGGAGGGUACCCGCCCACGACCCUGAUGUGUCAGACAGACUGUACUACACCAUCGACCGAGGGAAUGAGCUUCACCUGCUGCUCCUGAAUCACACCAGUGGAGAGAUCCGACUGAGCCGAAAACUGGAUAACAACAGGCCGCUGGUGGCUCCCAUGCUGAUCACUGUCACAGAUGGCGUCCACAGCAUUUCAGCCCAGUGUGUUCUCCGCGUCCUCAUCAUCACAGAGAACAUGCUGGGCAGCAGUGUCACUGUCCGCCUCCAGAACAUGUCCCAGGAGCACUUCCUGUCACCACUGCUGGGUAACUUCCUGGAAGGCGUGUCAGCAGUGCUCUCUGUGCCUGUCGAGGAUGUUUUCAUCUUCAAUAUCCAGCCCGAUCUGGAUGCUGCGCCGGGCGGGAUCCUGAAUGUCAGCUUCUCUGCUGCGUUGCCCGGCGGACUCUUCUUCCCCUCUGAGACCCUGGAGGAACAGCUGUACCUGAACAGGCCGAGGCUGACGUCACUGACACAGAUGGAGGUUCUUCCGUUCGACGACAAUGUGUGUCUGCGUGAGCCAUGCCAAAACUACAUGAAGUGUAUCUCAGUGCUGCGCUUCAACAGCUCUGCCCCCUUCAUCUCCUCGCCCUCCAUCUUGUUCCGGCCCAUCCACCCCAUCGCAGGCCUACGCUGCCGCUGCCCGGUUGGCUUCACGGGUGAUUACUGCGAGACGGAGAUCAACCUGUGUUACUCCAACCCCUGCCUGAACGGAGGGGUUUGCGCCCGCAGAGAAGGAGGGUACACCUGCAUCUGCCGUGAAGAUUAUACUGGUGACCGGUGUGAGUUUGACCGGCGGCAGGGCAGAUGUGUGCCAGGUGUGUGUCGUAAUGGAGGGACGUGUCGGGAGCUCUCAGGUGGUGGUUUCCGCUGUGAGUGUCCUGCCGGAGGCUAUGAGCAUCCAUACUGCACAGUCACUGCCCGGUCCUUCCCACCAAAGUCCUUCGCCAUGUUCCGGGGCCUCAGACAGAGAUUUCACCUGUCCAUCUCGUUAACUUUUGCCACUCUGGAGAACAGUGGUCUUCUCUUCUAUAAUGGACGCUUCAAUGAGAAACACGACUUCAUCGCCUUGGAGAUCCAAGAAGGACAAGUUGUGCUCAAAUAUUCCACAGGUGAAUCGUCCACUCAAGUGAGUCCCUUCCUGCCUGGCGGUGUGAGCGAUGGCAACUGGCAUACUGUUCACAUCCAUUACUACAACAAGCCCAAACGCAGUAUGAGCGGUGAGGCCCAGGGUCCGUCAGAUGAGAAGAUUGCUGUGGUGAGCGUUGACGACUGUGAUACAGCAUUGUCGCUUCGCUUCGGUACACAGCUCGGAAAUUACAGCUGCGCUGCGCAGGGAAAACAGGCCAGCAGCAAGAAGUCUCUGGACCUGACUGGUCCGUUGUUUCUGGGCGGAGUUCCCAAUGUACCAGGCAACUUCCCGUUUGGCACCAGGGAGUUUAUCGGCUGUAUGAAGGAGCUGCACAUUGACAACAAGCCCCUGGACUUGGCUGGGUUUAUUGCUAACAAUGAAACGCUACCCGGCUGCAGUGCCAAGCUUCCCUUCUGUAAGUCCAACCCCUGUCAGAACGGAGGAACCUGCAGUGUGAGCUGGGAGACUUUCUCCUGCGACUGUCCCCUAGGGUACGGAGGAAAGGACUGCAGCCACGUGAUGCCACACCCCCAUCGCUUCCUGGGAAACAGCGCCCUCUGGUGGGACCUGAAGAACGACGUAACCAUCUCCACGCCCUGGUACCUCGGCCUGGUGUUCAGGACCAGAGCGCGAGAUGGGACGCUGCUGCAGGCUCAGGCGGGCCAGUACACUAGCCUGCUGUUCCAGGUGAUAAAUGGUCAGCUGGUGUUCUCUGUGACCCGGGGUUCGACCAGACCGGUGCGUUUGCGGUUGGAUCAGGUUCAGGUGGCAGACGGCCGGUGGCACGACCUCCAACUGGAGCUGCGAGACGUUCGUAGCGGCCGUGAGACACGCUACGUUGCCACACUACGGCUCGACUUUGGACUUUCUCAGGGAACAGUGAUAGUGGGAAAUGAGAUUCAUGGUUUGAAGGUGAAACAUCUACAUGUGGGAGGAGUGCUGGGCUCUGGAGAGGUUCAAAACGGGAUAAAAGGAUGCAUACAGGGCGUUCGGUUGGGUGUUCGACCUGACACCCCUCCCCUGCCACGCCCGUCGAGAGCUGUCAAGGUAGAGACCGGCUGUAAUGUCGGCAACCCCUGCGUCUCAUCUCCUUGUCCCGGCCACAGCCGCUGUUCUGACCAAUGGGAGCGGCACACCUGUACAUGUGAACCUGGUUACUAUGGUAGAGGCUGCACUGACGCUUGCCAUCUGAAUCCAUGUGAAAACGAGGCUCGGUGCCACAGGAAGCCCAGCUCUUCCCAUGGAUACAUCUGUGACUGUGGAGACAACCACUAUGGGCAGUACUGCCAACACAGGAUUGACCACCAGUGUCCCAGAGGUUGGUGGGGAUCUCCAACCUGUGGACCCUGUCACUGUGACACUAAUAAAGGCUUUGACCCUGACUGCAACAAGACCAGCGGACACUGUCAAUGCAAGGAGUUUCACUACCGUCCACGGGGCUCGGACACCUGCCUGCCAUGUGACUGCUACCCGGUGGGUUCCUUCUCGCGGUCAUGUGACCCAGAGACAGGCCAGUGCCAGUGCAGGCCCGGCGUGAUUGGCCGCCAAUGCAACAUAUGUGACAGCCCCUUCGCUGAGGUCACGAAUUCAGGCUGUGAAGUCAUUUAUGAUGGUUGUCCAAAAACCAUCACUCAGGGGAUCUGGUGGCCUCGGACCAAGUUCAACCUGCCUGCCGCAGUGCCCUGCCCCAAAGGCUCCGUCGGUGCAGCCAUCAGACACUGUGAUUUAGAGAGAGGAUGGCUGGAGCCAGACCUUUAUAACUGCACCUCACCUCCAUUUGUGGAGCUCAAUGCCGCUCUUGAUUCUCUGGAGCGUAAUGAGACAGAACUAAACACAAUUAUGGAGAAGAAACUUGCCCACCAGCUCCGUGACGUCACCGAGGCAACCGCCCGACUCUACGGUAACGACUUGCAGAUCACCGAACGGCUGCUGUCCCGCCUCCUGACCUUCGAGACCCAACAGAGCGGCUUCGGACUCACUGCUACUCAGGAUGCACAUUUUAAUGAGAACAUUGUGCGGGGCUGCAGUGUGCUGUUGGGUCCUGGUACCUCUGGGCUUUGGCGGGCUCUCGCUCAGAGUCAGAACCACAUACCGGGUGGCGGUCCGGCCGAGCUGACGGAGCUGCUGGAGCAGUACGCCCAGAAUCUGGCUCAGAACAUGAAGCUCACCUACCUCAAUCCUGUGGCGCUGGUUGCUCCAAACAUAGUCAUGAACCUGGACCGUGUGGAGAACCAGACCCAUGUGCGGCGGCGUUUCCCACGUUACCACACCACCCUAUUUCGCGGCCAAGCAUUGUGGGAUCCCAACACCCAUGUGUUACUGCCCCCUGCUGCCCUGGUGCCACAACGACAGCAACAACAACACAACUGGAAGGAGAAGGAGCGGACAGAAAAAGAGCCCUUGGCCCCACAGAAUGCUGCUCCUGCCCCUGUCAGUAUCUCAGCCAAUCAGACAGGAGAAUACACUGCAGCAAGACGCACUGUUUCAAUGCCAGAGCCUCCCAUCACCAUCGUCAUCAUGCUGAUAUAUCGCAGUCUGGGCAGCGCCCUCCCUCCCAAGUACCACACAGACCGACGAGGAGUGAGGCUUCCCAGACACCCGGUAAUGAACUCCCCAGUGGUCAGUAUCUCUGUCUACAACAACCAGACGUUUGUGGGCGGACAAUUGGACCAGCCCAUUCUGCUUGAGUUCAAGCUGCUGGAGACGGCCAAUCGCAGCAAGCCACUGUGCGUGCAGUGGAACCACAGCAGUCCGUAUGAGAUAGGAGGUUGUUGGACAGUCAGGGACUGUACGGUAGUGUACAGGAACACCUCACAUGUCCGCUGUCAGUGCCAGAGACUGGGCACCUUCGGCGUGCUGAUGGACAGUUCACACAGAGAGCAGUUGGAGGGGGAUCUGGAGACGCUGGCCCUGGUCACAUACUCUUCUCUGUGUGUCUCCAUGCUGGCCCUCCUCCUCACUGUCCUGGUGCUCUCAUGCCUCCGAGGCCUCAAGUCCAACACCAGAAGCAUACAUUCAAACACAGCGGCAGGCAUGUUUUUGUCGGAGCUGGUGUUUCUGCUCGGGGUCAAUCACACUGAACAACCGUUCCUUUGCACAGUCGUCGCCAUUCUCCUGCAUUACUUCUUCAUGUCCACGUUUGCGUGGAUGUUCGUGGAGGGCCUUCAUAUCUACCGCAUGCAGACCGAGCAACGCAACAUUAACUAUGGUGCCAUGAGGUUCUACUACGCCAUCGGCUGGGGCGUGCCCGCCAUUAUCACAGGCCUGGCGGUGGGCUUGGACCCAGAGGGUUAUGGGAACCCAGACUUUUGUUGGAUCUCCAUCUAUGACAAACUCAUCUGGAGCUUUGCUGGUCCUAUAGCCAUCGUCAUACUGAUGAAUGGAGGCAUUUUUAUGAUUGUAGCCAAGAUGUCCUGCAAUCCCUCUCAGAAGGAGACCAAGAAGCUCCCUGUCAUUGCUACUGUUCGCAAUGCCUUCUUGCUGUUGCUGGUGGCCACCUCCACCUGGUUAUGUGGUCUGAUGGCUGUGAACAACAGCAUCCUGGCUUUCUACUACAUAUUCGAUGUCCUCUGUCUAGUGCAGGGUCUGUCGGUGAUGCUGGUCUUCACUGUGUUCAACUCAGAGGUUAAGGAGGCCUGGAGCGUAGCCUGUUUGGGUAAGAAGAGCCCUGGAGAAGACCCACCAAGACCAACACAGAACACUGCUCAGAACCCCUAUCACAACGCAUCUCUGUUGGAGCAGAGCGGGCUGCACCGAAUCACUCUGGGAACCUCCACCAUCUCCUCCGUCAGCUCGGCCAGAGAAAAUCUUUUGGCUCGUCAGACUCUGGAACAAAACAUCGUCCAGACCGGAGCAACAGACCUGGAUGUAGCCAUGUUCCACAGAGACGGAGGUGAAGAUUCAGACUCAGACUCAGACCUCUCCAUGGAGGAGGAGUGCAGUCUCUCCAUUCCUUCCUCUGAGAGCGAGGACAACGUCCGACUCCGUGGGCGCAUCCAACGGCGAUUCAAACGCUCCAAUCACAGUGAGCGUCUGCUCACAGAGCCCACCCACAACGGCACCAAAGAUCUGGAUGGUAAUGACCUUCUGUCCUACUGGCCAGCUUUGGAAGAGUGUGAGACACACAGCCUUCAGAAGUGGGGCUCAGAGCGCCCCCUGGGGGGAGAUUACAGCAAGGACGCUGCCAACAACAACCAGACUGACGCAGCGCUGACCAGUGGGGACGAGAACGGCCUCACCCAGCCACACAGGCACCGCAAGGGUAUCCUGAAGAAUCGCCUCGGUUGUCCCCCAGCACUCCAGGGUCUCUCCACCAUGGGCCGGGUCCCCAGUGAGCUCAACUGGUACCGAACCUCUACUCUGGGUCACCGGGGUGUUCCUGCAGCCUCGUACGGUCGUAUGUACUCUGCCACGGCUGGUGCCAGUGGAGGUUCCGGCUCUCUCUCCCAACCUGCUUCCCGGUACUCCUCCAGGGAACAACUGGACUCGCUGUCUCGGAGGCAACUGUCCAGGGAUCCACUUGGGAGGCAAACGGUAGGGGGUUCGAGGGACCGACUGGACUCCCGGGGUUCCAGGGACAACUUGGAUCUCUUACCCAGGAGGAGAGACCUGGGGCAGGGAGCAGGGCUCGGGGGCCUGGGUCUGGAUCACCAGCGAGCCUCUUCAUCCAGGGAGAACUUGACAGGAUCCAGGGACAGACUGGACAACCACCACACCGGUAGCGUCCACGCCUCGAGGGAGGACUUGAGUGGAAACGGGGGAGCGGGAAUGGAGGGAUACCUCAGCGGAUCGAGGUCGCAGCUGAACUCGCUACCUCGGCGGCAGGCCUCAUCCCGCGAGCACCUAGCGGGGGCGCUGAUGAGCAGUAGGUCAAGAGAGCAGCUGGAGACCAACGGAGGGGGAGCCCAGGCUCAGCCGUGUCGGGAGUGGCUCCGCACUCUGCCUCCCCGCCAGCCCUCGCACCCCGACCAGCCUCCCUCCUCCUCCCCUCCUCCCCCGAUCUCUGAGGAGCCUCAGCACGAGCAGCCCCCAGCUCACGGCAGAGGACGACUGGACUCUGCACCUCCAUGUAGGUACCCUGGUCAGACUGUCCCACAGGUCGCAGGUUCAAAUCCAAACCCUCUGGGUCGACAACCAUCCAGUGAACACCUGGAUAUUCUGUCCUCUAUCCUGGCAUCCUUUAGUUCCUCCGUCCUCACUCCUCCCCCCGCUGCCUCUAACCCUGGGCCGAAUGGCUCCGCCCACGGACCCUCCCUUUCCCCGUCCCAGUCAGCCACCUCCCACAGCAUAUCUGAAGUCUCCCCCGACUCCGAAGCCAACAGAAGUGAAGGACAGUCUUGAUGACAGCCUCUAUAUCCCUUUAUGCAUUGUGACAGUGCUUGGAUCACCAGGGACAAGUUCAAAGGUCAUGUAUGAUCCUGAACCACUGGGGCACCCUGGGACAUCGGAGGACUAAAAACAAACUUGGGACAGAGGAGACACAGAGUUGGAAAGAAAGUAAGACAGAGAGAGCACCCAUGAGGAUAAAAGAGGGCUCGUGGGCGGUUUGUACUGUAUAAAUGAAGUUUUUUUUCUAGUCCCACCGCCUACAAUGAUCUGUGACGUUUCUUUGGACGAUGAGUCAACCACCUCUACUACCUAAAAACUGUUAAAAGACAAAAACAAACUCCUCAGAUUUCAAACGCAGAAGUCAGCUUGAUCCAGACAACAUCCGUCUAAAAGAAAAAAAACUGUAUAUAACAUUUUUAUACAUUUUGUAUCUUUUUCAUUGGAGAUGAAGAAGAAAUCUCUUGUGCUGUUUUCUUUUUUUUAAUGAUUGUGUCCGGUUGUGCGCGAGGUUGGUGCGAGUGCAGUCUUGUUCGUUGCCGAGGGAGACAUUACCCCUACAAAGAAGAAAAAAAAAAAAGAAUCCCCAAAUUUAUUUUUCCGCAGAAACUUUUCCUCACACUCAUCAACUCUGUGUACAGCGACAGGGGUCUGGCAAUAUAAAUCUGUUGAGAUUAUCGAAACCGCGACACGUGGUUGAAGGGAAAAUAUCAAAGUAGGGAGAAAGUGAUUGUAAAUAGAGGAAGGGAUUACUAUAAGAGAAGAGAUUUGAUGGAAGAUGAUUGUUAAGAGAAAGAUGGCCAGCGUUAAGCUAAAACGCCACAUGAAGGUUCAGAGUUGGUGGUUCAACUUCUAAAGCUCAGUCGUGAGUGUUAUCGGCUCUCUUUCAGGAGAUUGUGCUGUUUUGUGAUCCACUGUACAUGAAUGUGACCUUGUCAUCUGUGUAUCUUUGUGCCUGGUGCUGUCUGAACCAGACCAUAUCAGUCUUGAUUGAUAUAUCGGAGACCUGGCGGGUGAAGGUAGAUAGUUGUCUGCGUGUCUGUAUGACGCUGUGUCAUGUAACAACCGUUUAAAGACCCUCAAGGUAUUUUUGCUCUUUGAUGCAUCACGACUCAACCUGCCUCGAGAGACACCACAGGAACAGCCGAAUGUCUCCGGCAGCAUCCAGGAGACUUCUAAAUAGAAGCUUCUCGUGCAGAAUUCUGUAUAAAUCCAAGCCAAAGGGACAGCUGCGUAAAAUCAGUACCAUACAUCGCUCUCCACUUCUCUGUGACGAAAAUGACUUGUGCAGGGUGUGAACGCUCUAGAUGCAAUUCACAGUUUUGUUUUUAAUCAUGAUUCAUUUUUUCCUUUAAUGAUUGCCAUGAAAACAAGCUUAAAUUGAAACAUUGUUUUUUUUAUGAAUGAGGCCCUAGAUCUGCGCUACAACAUACUGUAAUCCACUGUGGUUGGCAUUGUAUUUGGCUGCAUACUAUAUAAGCAAAUGGAUUUUGGUUUGGAAUGUAGGAGGAGAGCGGAUCAAAGGGAAAA